Molecule: messenger RNA, 1180 nt
Organism: Linum trigynum
Lineage: Eukaryota; Viridiplantae; Streptophyta; Magnoliopsida; Malpighiales; Linaceae
Source: the annotation of a GenBank genome assembly
CUCGCGAGUUAUUGAAAUCAGUAUGUUCAUUUUGAUGUACUCGACUUGAUUUUAUCGUGAGGUACGUACUCACGCAUUCAUCAAGUCUCCUCACCAUCCUAAACAUUAGCGGUUUUGAUUUAAAAGCUACGCAUGAUAUGACGGGUCUGUACAAAUUCCAAGUCCACGAGCUGACUUUCGAUUGAGGGGGGGGGGGGGGGGGGGGGGGGGGGGGGCGUGUGUAAGAAAGUGGUUACCUUCUCAUGUACAUGCAUCUCGGUUGGGGUUAUGACAAUUUCCAAUAUUCGUAAAUUUACAGGUGUUUUACCUUCCUUUGCAUCAAGAGCAGCAGUUAGUCCGCAAUCCGAGAAUGUCGACGACAAUGCUCCGAUUCAUGUCAGGUAUGUAAAGUCUUGGAAUCGCGAGAAAGAAGAUUAAUUUUUUGGCACCAUAUCCUCCCUGCUUUCAUUUCGUUUCAACUCCGAAUUCAAUAAUUUUUUUUUAUGAAAAUGAAAAAUACGAUCACGACAUGUUUUCGUGUAACUAAUAUACUUUUGUUCCGAAAUAUAUCAAAAUGAAUGUCACGUCAUGUGGACCGUAACAGUUCUAGGAACGACGAGAAGUCGCCCCUCCCCCUGCCUGAAAGAGGAACGUUGCCAGUGACGGUAUCUCGACCAUCCCCAUCGUCUUCCUCCUCCUCCACCAGCAACAGGAGCAACAACAACAAUCACAAAAGUAAUACUACUUCGUCGUCGGUGCAGGAUGACUGCAACGAGACGUGCAACGACCAGACGUGUGCUUCGACUUACCCAAAUAUGUGCGACGGUCAAGAUUCUGAUUAUUGCUGGGUCGGUUGCAGCUGCCAGGACUAUGCUUGCCAUUGCUUCUGCCUUCUUUAACUGCUUCGAUCUCCAUGUAAUUUCGGCUUCUUCUUUCUGCUGUUCCACCGGCAGAGCAGCUUUUCCUUCCUAAUGAGUUGGGACUGCUUUUGUUUGGUGUUUUCCUUUCUUUCUUUCUUCAUAAAAUAAAACAAAUGAUCGAUCCGAUCAUCUCUGAUUUCAAUAAUGAAUUUCAUACGUCCCAUCAAAUAAAAAAUCAGUUAUAAGGGCUUUUGUGUACACAAGGUUUCUUUAUUAAUGGAGUCAUGAUAAUUAUAUUAGUUGAUUGUUUCUUUAUCUAUGAAUGAAUUAUUUGAAUAUUA